Molecule: messenger RNA, 2546 nt
Organism: Marmota monax (woodchuck)
Lineage: Eukaryota; Metazoa; Chordata; Mammalia; Rodentia; Sciuridae
Gene: Tbc1d14
Product: TBC1 domain family member 14
Exons: 14
Coding region: 157-2238 (693 amino acids)
Source: RefSeq, a predicted model, not a curated record
GCGGGCAGCUCGCGCGCACCUGCCUGGGAUCCGCUGCCUGUGGUGCUUCGGCCGCCCUGGCCCAGCGAGUAGAGGGUCCCGCCAGGCUUGGGCUGCGGGCCCACCGGCCGGGGAUGGCGUCGCAGCUGCGCUGACUGCGUUUCUCCUUGGACCAAGAUGACUGAUGGAAACCUUUCCACUUCCACAAAUGGCAUAGCCUUGAUGGACAUUCUGGAUGCUCAUCAGGGAAAACCCCUUCAGAACCUGCAGCAAGUGAAUGCCAAGGGGUCCAGAUCCCUCUCAACACCUGAGUACGGGCCCAAGUUGAAACUUGGUGCUUCAGAAGACCGGCACAGCCUUCAGUCAGUGGACUCUGGCAUUCCUACCUUGGAGGUUGGCAACCCAGAACCUGUCCCCUGUAGUGUGGCCCUUGUGAAGAGGAAGCAGUUGGAGUCAGAGCUUGUCCCUGAGCGGGCCUUCCAGAGUGCAUGCCCGCUACCAUCCUGCACACCUCUGGUUCCCACCAGUGCAGAGCGUGAGCAGACUGUGCGGAAGUCCUCCACAUUUCCCAGGACAGGCUAUGACUCAGUGAAGCUCUAUAGUCCCACCUCCAAAACCCUGAACCGUAGUGAUGAUGUCUCCAUCUGUAGUGUGUCUAGUCUUGGCACAGAACUGUCCACUACGCUGUCUGUCAGCAAUGAGGACAUCUUGGACCUCAUGGUCACGAGCAGCUCCAGUGCCAUUGUGACCCUGGAGAAUGACGAUGACCCACAGUUUACUGAUGUCACCCUGAGCUCCAUCAAGGAGAGCAGUGACCUGCACCAGCAGGGCUGGGCUGAUGGAACCGAGGAGGGGAGUAAACUGAGGAUACUGGCACCAUUUAGUAGCUUCUUUACAAGGAAUUUGCUUGCUAGAAAACAAAAUGCACGACUUGACAAACAAAAUGACUCGGGAUGGAAGUUAUUUGGAAAAGUGCCACUCCGAGAGAAUGCUCAGAGAGAGCCAAAGAAAAUGCAAAAGGAAUAUGAAGACAAAGCUGGAAGACCUAGCAGGCCACCCUCUCCAAGGCAGAAUGUGAGGAAGAAUCUUGAUUUUGAGCCACUUUCUACCACUGCACUCAUCCUUGAAGACAGACCAGCAAACCUCCCAGCAAAACCUGCUGAAGAAGCCCAGAAGCACAGGCAGCAGUAUGAAGAAAUGGUGGUACAGGCCAAGAAGCGAGAGCUUAAGGAAGCCCAGCGGAGGAAAAAGCAGCUGGAGGAAAGAUGCAAAGUAGAAGAAAGCAUUGGAAACGCCGUCCUCACCUGGAAUAACGAGAUCUUGCCCAACUGGGAAACCAUGUGGUGCUCUAGGAAAGUUCGAGAUCUGUGGUGGCAGGGAAUCCCUCCGAGCGUGAGGGGCAAAGUCUGGAGCUUAGCCAUCGGCAACGAGUUGAACAUUACCCACGAGCUCUUUGACAUCUGUCUUGCCCGGGCCAAGGAGCGGUGGCGGUCUCUCAGCUCAGGAGGCUCAGACGUGGAGAGUGAAGAUGCUGGGUUUUCAGCCGCUGACAAAGAGGCCAGUCUGGAGCUUAUUAAACUGGACAUUUCUAGAACGUUUCCUAAUCUCUGCAUUUUCCAGCAAGGUGGCCCGUAUCAUGACAUGUUGCACAGUAUUUUGGGCGCUUAUACUUGUUACCGACCGGAUGUGGGCUAUGUUCAGGGCAUGUCCUUCAUAGCGGCAGUGUUGAUCUUGAACCUCGACACUGCAGAUGCCUUUAUUGCUUUUUCUAAUCUCUUGAAUAAACCCUGUCAGAUGGCGUUUUUCCGAGUGGACCAUGGCCUUAUGUUGACUUAUUUCGCUGCAUUUGAGGUAUUCUUUGAAGAAAAUUUGCCGAAAUUAUUUGCUCAUUUCAAGAAAAACAACUUAACUCCAGACAUCUACCUAAUAGAUUGGAUCUUCACCUUGUACAGUAAGUCUCUGCCCCUGGACUUGGCCUGCCGCAUCUGGGACGUGUUCUGUCGGGAUGGGGAGGAGUUCCUCUUCCGAACGGCCCUGGGCAUCCUGAAGCUGUUUGAGGACAUCCUGACUAGGAUGGACUUCAUCCACAGUGCCCAGUUCCUGACCAGGCUGCCCGAGGACCUACCAGCAGAUGAGGUGUUCGCGGCCAUUGCUACAGUCCAGAUGCAAAGUCGGAACAAGAAGUGGGCACAGGUGCUGGCUGCGCUGCAAAAAGACAGCCGGGAAAUGGAGAAAGGAAGCCCGUCCCUCAGACACUGAGGCUGCAGAUGUGACCCCCACUGGCACUGAGGCAGGUCUCAGGCGGCACCUGUGUGCUCUCAGACCCACCCCGGCAGUGGCAGCAGAGGAGCAGGCAUGCUCUGUUCAUGUUGAUUCCUGACGCUGGAGUUGGCCUUAAACAAACAGCAAAAUCCAGGCUUAGCCUUAAGCAGCUCAGGGGCUGGUGCCCUGGGGGCUGCAGCCAGCCACUGCGCUUUCUGCACAGGUUAAAGACAGGGCAGUGGUUGAUCCCUCCUCCUCCUUUGUUUCAGCAAAAGUCAAUUAAAUUGUAAUGCUAUUAUGCCAGC